AUGCCAUCAGUGCAUUCUAGCCCGUGUUACCCGAUGGAGAACCCGGCUUUGGCAUCUUUACUCCGUCACACGACAGGGGAGAGUAAGCGUAGUAACAGAUUCCCGACCGGAGGGGGGCUUUUGAAAAUGUUCAAGUUGUUUCCUAUGUUGACUUCUGGAUGCAAAAUGGUGGCACUCUUGGGAAGACCUCGGAAAAUGCUAAAGGACAGUGCUACAACUGGCACCAUCUUCGGUUACCGCAAGGGCAGGGUGAGUCUAGCCAUACAAGAGGACACGCGUCAAAUGCCCAUUUUUCUGAUCGAGUUGCCGAUGCUGGCGAGUGCUUUGAACAAGGAAAUGGCGUCGGAUAUCGUGAGGAUCGCGUUGGAGAGCGAGACGAAGAGCAACAAGAAGAAGCUUCUGGAAGAGUUCGUGUGGGCGGUGUACUGCAAUGGGAGAAAGGUUGGGUAUUCCAUCAGGAGGAAACAAAUGAGCGAUGAUGAGCUUCACGUCAUGCAGCAUUUGAGAGGGGUCUCCAUGGGAGCAGGGGUGCUCCCCGGCGCAUCUGAUCAUAAAGAUUCCGAUGGGGAAAUGACCUACAUGAGGGCAAGGUUUGAGAGGGUGGUUGGCUCUAAGGAUUCAGAAGCCUUGUAUAUGAUAAACCCAGAUGGGGCUCAAGCCCCAGAGUUGAGUAUCUUCUUUGUUAGACCUCACUAG
This is a messenger RNA of Sphenostylis stenocarpa, 696 nucleotides long. Lineage: Eukaryota; Viridiplantae; Streptophyta; Magnoliopsida; Fabales; Fabaceae. The record is from the annotation of a GenBank genome assembly.